AUGUCGCUGUUGUACCAAAGUAUUAUGCGGGAUCGGAUCAUCGUCUUCUUCGAGAGAUUUUCUCUCACACGGAGAGGAGAAAACGAAGUCGAUGAUAGCCCUAGGAGCUCUUCGCUUCGCUUGUCGGUUUUUAAGAGUACACCGUCAUGGACAACAUCGACGACGAAUAUGAACGGCUUGUGGAACAUCUUCACAACUGUACGAGGAAAACGAAGAGUUUCAAAACCACCAAGAGAUGCCUGUCUCCGAAAACUCUACAGCUUAGAGCUAAUACAUCAGCGUGGAGCUGCACGAGCUGCGGGCAACCAAGAACUCACGUCUGAGCUCGCCAGGCUUUGCAGAGAGACGAUAAAAGAAGACCUCGAAGAGAGAAGAGCAGAAGUGUUGGCUGAAGCUGCAGAGGCGGGACAGAGCAUUCGCUACACCCGAGACGGAAACACGGAAUAA
This is a messenger RNA of Necator americanus (New World hookworm), 447 nucleotides long. RefSeq lists its product as uncharacterized. Bases 1 to 447 code for a protein of 148 amino acids. The record is from RefSeq and is a predicted model, not a curated record. Lineage: Eukaryota; Metazoa; Nematoda; Chromadorea; Rhabditida; Ancylostomatidae. The transcript has a single exon.